This is a messenger RNA of Phragmites australis (common reed), 1528 nucleotides long. Its product is annotated as CBL-interacting protein kinase 4-like. The transcript has a single exon. NCBI's taxonomy places the organism in Eukaryota, Viridiplantae, Streptophyta, Magnoliopsida, Poales, Poaceae. Gene Ontology annotation, biological process: signal transduction; protein phosphorylation. Gene Ontology annotation, molecular function: protein kinase activity; ATP binding. The record is from RefSeq and is a predicted model, not a curated record. The coding region runs from base 88 to 1389 and encodes 433 amino acids.
CUUCACCUAAUGCCGUCGCUGUACUCAUCGCCGUAACCUAAGAGACGCGCCAAAAUUGGUGCUCUUGCCUCGCUGUUGCUGGCGCGCAUGGACGCCAUGGAAGGCAAGAGCAAAGGGGGCAAGAAGAGCAAGAAUCUGCUCGGCAAGUACGAGCUGGGCCGCAUGCUGGGGCGCGGCACGUUCGCCAAGGUCUACCUCGCGCGCCCGGUCGCUGGCGGCGAGGCGGUGGCGGUGAAGGUGCUGGACAAGGCCGAGGUCAUGGGCACGGCGGGCAUGGGGCCGCGCGUGCUCCACGAGGUCACGGCCAUGCGCCGGCUGCGCCACCCCAGCGUGCUCCAACUCCACGAGGUGCUCGCCACGCGCGCCCGGAUCUUCCUCGUCAUGGAGCUCGCACCGGGCGGGGACCUGCUCUCCAGGCUCGCCGCGCUACCGCGGCGUCGCCUCCCCGAGCACACCGCACGCCGCGUGUUCGUGCAGCUCGUCUCCGCGCUCUCCUACUGCCACGCCCGCGGCGUCGCGCACCGGGACAUCAAGCCGCAGAACGUCCUACUCGACGGCGACGGCAACAUUAAGGUAUCCGACUUCGGCCUCUCCGCGCUCCCGGACUCGCUCCGAGACGACGGCCGCCUCCACACCGCGUGCGGCACUCCAGCCUACGCGGCGCCCGAGGUGCUUCGCCGCAAGGCCUACGACGGCGCCAAGGCCGACGCGUGGUCCUGCGGCGUCAUCCUCUUCGUCCUCCUCGCCGGCUACCUCCCCUUCGACGAUGCCAACAUAGCCGACAUGUGCCGGAAGACGCACCGCCGGGAGUAUGAGUUCCCGGAGUGGGUGUCGCAGCCGGCGCGCCGGCUGGUGAGCCGCCUGCUCGACCCGAACCCGGCCACCCGCGUCGCCGUCGAGGCGCUGGCGACGCACCCCUGGUUCAAGCGCUCCCUCAGCCUCGACUCGCAGCUCGGCGGGCUGCUCAACGGCCAGCCGGAGCGCACGCUGGCGUUCCAGGUGCCGGCGAUGAACGCCUUUGACAUCAUCUCGAUGUCGCCGGGGCUCGACCUGUCCGGGCUGUUCGGCAACGGAAAGCAAAACAGAGAGAAACGGUUCAUGACGACGGCGUCGCCGGAGCUGACACUGGAGCAGCUCGGCCGGGCAGGCAGGAAGCUCGGGUACGUCGUGGUGGGGAAGAAAGGAGUCGAGUGCCUGCCGUUGGGGGGCCUGUCAGGGCUCGCGGCGAUGUCGGUUGAGAUGUCCGAGGUGGCGCCGCCGCUGAUGCUAGUCGAGCUGCGGCUCGAGGUGGCCGACGGCGACGGAGAGGGCCAAGGGUUUGGGUGGGAGGAGCUGAGGCAGGAGCUAGGAGAAGUAGCUAGGGCUUGGCAUAGAUGCCAAGAUUUCUGACUAGGCCAGGGGUGCUUGCAAAUCACAAGGAAUUUUUUUGUUUUUUUCUGCAGCUUGGAGGUGUAUAUGCAUAGUAUGGUAGACCGUGUAGUUAAUUUUGCUUAGAAUUAUGGUGCUAAAGAAAUGUUUGUGGUUCUUA